Molecule: messenger RNA, 5412 nt
Organism: Aphanomyces astaci
Lineage: Eukaryota; Oomycota; Saprolegniomycetes; Saprolegniales; Verrucalvaceae
Exons: 19
Coding region: 14-4489 (1491 amino acids)
Molecular function (GO): protein binding; calcium ion binding
Source: RefSeq, a predicted model, not a curated record
UUCACAUUCGACCAUGCCGACGGGGGCGUCGACGCUCGAGGACUUCGACGUAUACGAGUCAAAUCCGUUCGACGACUGCGACGUACCCGAGGACGACAACAACCCCGAGCCGACAAAAUCAGGCAAACAAGGAGGCGCAUUUGACUUUCAAAAGUGGGUCGCUCGGAAAGACAAGUAUGAGCGGGUGCUCCAAGCCCUGCGCGCCAUCUCCACGGACCGCGCGGCGAAUGAAUCGCAGUGGUUUGAGUGCGCAGUGGCGCUGGCGGCGACGGAUUGUUUGCUCAAGGUGGGCCGCACGGACAAGUGCGAUUGCGAAGGGAUUUGUCGAGACCCGGGCCAUGCCGUGUCCAAGCAACGAUCGCGCUGUCAAUGUCCAGCGCCCAAAUGCUCCAUUUGCAACCGGUGCAUUGGCACCACUGUGGGGACAAUCACGGACAAAAUGCAAGAAAUCAUGCGACUGUAUCGGGGAAAGUCCCACGAUAGCGACUUGGAAAUAGCGCACCAAGUGGCCAAUAUGGGCGAAGGACAUCUUUUGAAUGGCGUGAAAAUCACUGGACUGGCACUGCGAAUGUCCAAGUCCGUGCUCGCCCAGUGUAGUGUGUUGCUCGGGCCCGACCAAGCCAAGAUGCAGCGCCCUUGUGCAUGUCCGAUGCGUUCGUUGGGGGAUCACUGGGUGCACUGGACCAAGGCCAAUCAUUCGUUUAACAAGGUGCGGCUGUCCGACGCGCAAGCCAAAAAAUUUGGAGGCGCCACGCGACAGCUCAUGGAAUUCGUGGAAGCGGACAAUGUGUACUUGCUCACCAUCAAGUGGCGGGUGGCUGCCAAGCCCCAAAAGGGCGACACGGCUAAAAUCGCGGCUCGCCGAUGCCUCUCGGCCGACGAAAAGAAGCUGAAUGCGGUGUUCAAAGCCCUGUGCAAAAAGUACUGGAUGCAAGCGCAACAUCGAGUGGUCGAGUUGCUGCGAGAGAAGAUCGAAGCUAUGACCAAGCAGAACCGUGACAAGUCGACUGAUCGGCCACGACCGCCCAAGUCCGUGGCCGAGAUGGAGACGGCCGUGUUGACAAAUGUGGGCGUCAAGCGCAUCGUGCAAUGGGUCGAAGACGACAAGGACGCGGUGCAAGCUAAGGCCGACGAAAGUCAAAAGGAAAAGCAAGAGGAAGGGUCAAUGGCCCACAAUGCUUGGGUCAAGCGCAAAGAUCGGUUGCGGGUCCGCGUGCCGACGUCUCCCACAAACCGCCACGGCAAUAGCGCCAUCAAGUCCAUGUGGAAACCGCCGAGGUUCGACUUUAGCACAUCUGGCCUUGUCCGCCCGAAAAAGAUGGAGAUGCCGUGCUGCGCCGUGGAUUUGAUGCGCAACAGCGGACUCAAGUAUGUACAUGCAAUGUCGGAGGGGUUCCAAGGCCGAGGCGGCGACUUGGACAAGUGCCGGGAAGUGCUACUCAAGAAAGGACACGUGUACAAGAGCAACUUCAACAUCGACGACCCCGACAGUGCCUUUUCCGAAGACAGGUACCGUUUUGAAAAGCAAGCCAUCAAAGCGACGGGGACCGCCGUCGUCGUUGGCGGCGUGACCCGCGAGGAAGGGAGCAAAGAGUCGUACGCAGUUUGGAUGGCGGCCAAAGCGCGGCGAGAUAAAGCCAUUGGAUUCCUCCAACAUGUGACCAAGCCCAAAGACAUGGAGCCAGAAGCAGCCCCGGCCACGCGAUGGCGGGACGUCGGACAAGCCCUCAAGGGGGUUGAUCGGUCGCUGCUCACGGCGUGGAUGACGUGGUCGGACGGGUUCAUGUCACAAGGACGGUGCCGCGUAUUGUGGGAAAGCUUCCCCCCCAUAGCUUGCGACGUGCACUCGACGUCAUCGGCCAUCCGCGACGUUUUCCUUAAGUUGUUGCACCGCAAGGAAGUCGACUACAAGGACGCGUUUCUUAAGUUUGCUACUCGCAAACACAUGCAAGCAGUCAAGGCGGGCGUGACCGACGACGAAGACAUGAAAGAUGACGACAAACUGCAAACGUAUGCCCACAUGACUGCAAAAGAGUUCACCAAGUUCUUGGCGGGGGUGGGGAUUCUACUCCAGCCAGAAGAAUGCGACCGCGUCGUCGAGUAUUUUGAUGCCAACGGCGACGGCACCAUCACCAUGCAGGAAUUCUUGGCGGUGACAGGGGACAAACGACUCACGCAGUGCCAUGGGGACACGGAAUUGGCGCUCAAAGACGUGUGCAUGUGGGAAACUGUGUGCCAUGAGUGUGGCAUGUUGAACGCGUUCCAAAUGGUGGCGGGGCUCAAGAAGGACAAGCAGCGCCUUCGGGCCGAACUGCCUGCCCAUGUAAAGCGUCGGCAACUGAGCCAAUUCCAAUGCAACCCGAUUCUAAACAUGCGCGAAGUCAAAGAGAAAGCUCCAUAUGCGUGCGAUUAUGCGGGAUGGUCGGCCGAGAAUGCACAGGAUUGUGUGGCUAAGUUAGACCUGUGGUCGGUGGAAAACCGCGAACGCAAAGCCCUUCAACGCCUUGUCACGCAAGGUGCCCCUCCUGAAGCCCCGGCCUUGUUCAAAGACGAAGACACGACGCUGGACCCGACGACGAUGUUAUUGCUUCGGUGGCAUCCGCCUCCCGUACACGGCAAUAAUGGCGCUGCGUUUUACAUCUUGGAAACGUCUGGCGCAGAGGGCUCGACGACGUACAAGCAAAACGUGUUUCGAGAACUCGUGAGGGACCCCCAAGACUUUCAUGACAACCAGGGCGAACCUCGGUACCAUUAUGUGGUCACAGGGCUCGUCCCCAACACCAAGUAUGCCAUCCGCCUCCGAGCGUUAAAUGCAUUUGGGGCAGGGCCGUAUACGUUUGGUUACUUUACAACGGUGCCGUCGGCGCCUCCAGCCCCCAUGGCCACCCGAGUGACGUGGAACAGCAUCCACUUGAGCUGGAACACAUCCAUUUGGUACGAAACCCAGCUCAAGGAACUGCGACAAGUAUUUGAUCAAGCCGACGUGGACCACAACGGAGAAAUCUCUCGCGACGAAUUCGUCGACGAGAUUGAAAAGCGAAAGCCCCGGGUGCUCGAGUUUCUUCAAAAGACCACCGUCAUGACUGCAGACACGACAGGGGUGCCGCUGAGCAUGUUUGACCUGAUUGAAACAAACGACAGCAAUUCCAUCUCGUGGCAAGAGUUUGUGCAAAUGUUCCAAGCCACCAUUGACUGGGAUGCUGUGGACAACAAGCCGGCGAAACCGGCGACGGGGGGUCCGCCGUCCACAUUGGCGUCCAAGCAGCGAGGAACCAACGUCCGCACCAACCGAACUCGCUACGUGCUAAAGCAGUGCAUGGACGAAGUCGCGGGCGUGUAUGCGGAAAUCUACCGCGGCACCAAGCCGUAUUUCGUAGUUUUGGGCCUCGCCGCCGGCACCGCCUAUCAGUUUCGCGUGCAAACGUUGAACGAAGACAACGUGGCGUCGCUGCACAGUGCGGCCACGGUGGUGCACACAGCGCUUAUGACGCCCCAGGCGCCAGUGGUGGCCACCCUGGGCGACUCGAGCGUGACGCUGCAGUGGGCUGAAGGCAGUGCGCUGGCCAACGACCAGCUGACGUUGGCGCAAAAGACCAAGCGUAUGAAAAAAGGCGCAGUGUUGGACGACUCGGUGCACCGGAUGCUCAAGGAAUGGGCCAAGGAGACCAUGGUCGACUCACCGUCGAUUGACUUUGCCGGCAAGUUCAAAAGGUACGACACCGACGGCAGCGGGUUCAUCGACGUGGCAGAAUUCCAAACCCUCUUGGCGGAAUUGGGGGUCCCCCCUACCCCCGAACGCAUCCAAGCGUACAUGACCGAGUUCGACACGAACAACGACGCCAAGAUCUCGUUUGACGAGUUCAAAGCGUGGUGGAACAAGGACACCGUCGAGUACGUCCUCAAGCGCUCGACAACAACGUCCGACGCGUCGACAGUAUGCUAUCGCGGCCAUGGGGCCACGACCUCGGUCGCGGGGCUUGCCCCCAACACGCGCUACAUCUUCCGGUUGCGUCACGUCAGUUCCCACGCCACUUCCGCGCUGAGCGCCGCCGCUUCGCUCAUGACGCUGCCCCGCGCGCCGUCGCCGGUUGGUGUGAUCGAAGCGUUGUCGACAAAGCUGCGCGUGAAAUGGCACCCCGGAACGAAUGGCGCUGAACGAUACUUGGUGGAAUACAGAUGGACAGAGAGCGUCGAGUCGACAAAGACAGCCGCAAAGCCACUGGCUGCCAAGGACGCUGCGUGGGUAGUGGGGUACGAAGGACAAGACACAGUGGCCACGUUGGUAGGGCUCGCGCCCAGUUGCAUCUACCGCCUUCGCGUGCGAGCUUCCAACGCCGAUCGGGGAUGGAGUGGGUAUGGAAGUGUCACGGACGCCUGCACGUGUGCAAAGGAUCCGUCGAUGAAACCUGCUGUGGCCGCGGAAAUGUACAGUUGUCCACAUAUACGUAUAUAUAAAGACCAGGACGACCUCGAUAUCACAACCAUGUAGGUUCAAAGUGGAAGUGGGCGGACCUGGUCAAAUGGUCAUAGGGGACACGAUCUUGUUUACAGAGAGAUUGUUUCUUGGGGACAAGGGCAACGUCGUGGAAGACGAAGAACGGAGGCGCGGCAAGUCCAAGCCAUCAUCGCACCAUGCCGGCCAUGAAUGUGUGGGCGAACGGACGAUCGCAGCAAGAGUGACCAAAUUCGUCGUGGACUCGUUGGCGGUGCGCACCGUCGUGAUGCUCGACGUGGUGUGGUCCACGGUGCUAUUCUACGACCAACUGCAUCAGAAAACCAUGGCAGCGGCGGCCACGUUGCAGCCAGACAUCAAGUUAGCCCGAGGGGAAGGCGCAAUCCUGAAGUACGAGACAUUUCGGCUGCCGUGGCAGGAUGAAGUGGCUCGGAACCCAAACAUGCCUACCAAGUUGGCAGAGUGGGCGGCAUGGCAACAAGCAAAUGGAAAAUGACGAGUAACGUUAAUGCUUAAUAUGGACGUCUAGUAGACGAAGUAUUGACUUUGUCGACGAGCAGUUGGAGGUUGGUGUAAAAGAGGUGGCAGCGAAUCGGCAUUUCCAGCUCGUAGAACGGGUUCUUGAGCACGUAGUCUGCGUACAACUCGUAGAUUUGGCGCAACACAGCCUCAAGGUCGCCGCUGGAGAUGUUUGGCAGCGCCGUGAUGAAGAACUUGGUGCCUGUCAGCGUCUGAAAGCACUGCAGCCGGAACGAGUCCGUGUCCAUCGACACAAUGCCUUUGGACGCCACUGGCGCCGCCAAUGCUGCGAUAGCGUGGAUGCUGUGGAAGGUUGAGCCUAGGCGCAAACGGUCAUUGCUACUGAUUUUGGGCGCUUCAGCACUCAGGUCUUGUUGGUACACCACCCCCCCAGCCUUGUUGAUCACAAACAAGGACAACAGCAUGUUCGUCGAACAAAA